This is a messenger RNA of Aplosporella prunicola CBS 121167, 402 nucleotides long. RefSeq lists its product as uncharacterized. Bases 1 to 402 code for a protein of 133 amino acids. The transcript is spliced from 5 exons. Gene Ontology annotation, molecular function: catalytic activity. The record is from RefSeq and is a predicted model, not a curated record. Lineage: Eukaryota; Fungi; Ascomycota; Dothideomycetes; Botryosphaeriales; Aplosporellaceae. Gene Ontology annotation, biological process: nucleotide metabolic process.
AUGGCUGCCUGCAUCUUCUGCAAGAUCAUCAAGGGCGAGAUCCCCUCCAUGAAGAUCUUCGAGAGCGACAAGGUCUUCGCAUUCCUCGACAUCGGCCCCCUCUCCAAAGGCCACUCCCUCAUCAUCCCUAAGCACCACGGCGCCAAGCUCACCGAGAUCCCCGACGAGCAACUGAGUGAGAUCCUGCCCGUCGCCAAGCGCAUCGCCAAGGCCCUCGACUGCCCCGACUACAACGUCCUGCAGAACAACGGCCGCAUCGCGCACCAGGUCGUCGACCACGUGCACUUCCACGUCAUCCCGAAGCCGAACGAAACCGAGGGCUUGGGCAUUAGCUGGCCGACGAGGGAGGCGAACAAGGACGAGCUCGCGAAGCUGCUCGAUGAGAUUAAGGCCAAGUUUUGA